Molecule: messenger RNA, 981 nt
Organism: Brettanomyces bruxellensis
Lineage: Eukaryota; Fungi; Ascomycota; Pichiomycetes; Pichiales; Pichiaceae
Exons: 1
Coding region: 1-981 (326 amino acids)
Biological process (GO): protein localization to kinetochore; mitotic sister chromatid segregation; kinetochore assembly
Cellular component (GO): chromosome, centromeric region; nucleus
Source: RefSeq, a predicted model, not a curated record
AUGUCACAGUCAAAAUCGCAGAUUGCAAUAAGCGAAACCCUGACUGAACAUUUGGGAUAUCAGCCUAUAAGUGUCGUGGAUGAUAUUAUCAACGUUGUUAACGAAAUCAUGUACAGAUGCACAGAUCAGAUCGAAAAUGCUUUGUUGGAGAGAAGGUCUGAUUUGAUAGAGAGAAAUAAAAAGCAGGCAGAAGCAGAGAAAAAGAACGAUGAUGAUGAUGUGAUGGUCAAUGAAGGAAGCCCGUACAAAAACGCAGUUCGAUAUUCUGAAGAUGAUAUACGAAAGGGAACGGCAAAGUUGGAAAGCUUGUUGGAGCAUCUGAUAAAUCGGAACUACGAUAAGCUUGAAUUGUACAUCAUAAGAAAUAUACUGACAAUACCGGAUGAUUUGUUGGCGGGAGGAUAUGUGAGAUUAAAGCAUCAGGAAGGCAUGAAGAUUGUUCCGGAUACAAUUGAUAAAGCAGCCAAACUCGACAAGCAGUAUGCGGACAAGAUGGCUGAGAUCUCCCGGCAAAUUGAGGAAAACAAGAAGAUUUCAGACAUGAUCGUGAAACUGACCAAGAUGGACAAAAAAGUGACGCUUCUUAAAAAGAAGGUGGCUCCAAUGGAUUACAAGGGUGUUUUAAAAAGCAGAAGCAGCACCAAUGCAUCGAGAAACGGCAAGAAUAUUGUGCAAAAAAACACAUUGGGCAGUAAGUUUGUUGAAAAGUAUGAUCUCAAGCCAUUGAAAGAAACCUGCUUGUUUAUCAAUAGUGAAAUUCGACGCGGGUAUAAGCUAUUGGAAAGAGCCAAGCCUUUUUUGGAAGAUGAAACAAUAGUAAAGGUGGCUGAACACAGUGCAAAAGAGGAUAAUUUUGUGAAUGAGCAGGUUAGAGACAUGUUUACCUCAAAUAAAACGAAAAAACCAACUGGGUUUGCCAUCCAAGAAGGGGAUGUGACAGAGAGCCUACUUGAUAAGGUGGGGAAACUGGUACCUAAGUGA